This is a messenger RNA of Thrips palmi, 1110 nucleotides long. RefSeq names its product protein mono-ADP-ribosyltransferase PARP10-like. The transcript has 3 exons. The record is from RefSeq and is a predicted model, not a curated record. Gene Ontology annotation, molecular function: NAD+ poly-ADP-ribosyltransferase activity. The coding region runs from base 140 to 766 and encodes 208 amino acids. NCBI's taxonomy places the organism in Eukaryota, Metazoa, Arthropoda, Insecta, Thysanoptera, Thripidae.
CUCUAAGCAAAUUCUUAGUGUCACAUUCCUUUCUGAGUUUCUCUAUUUAUUUCUUCAAAUCGAGUGGCAGUUUGGUUUUGUUUGUACAACCUAUUUUGGCUAAGAGACCGAGACCAAGGACUCGAAUCCGAAUCCAGGCAUGGCUAGAAGAACGCCCCUGGAGCCGGGGACAGACGAACACCAGGAGGUUUCACGCCUGUUCAACGCGAGGAACCGGUCACGCGGUGUAUCGCUGAACUUGGUUUCGGUGGAGAAGGUGCGGAACGACGCCCUGGAGCAGCGGUUCCGCGCCAAGGAGCGCGAAUACCGGGAGCAGUCCGCCCGCACUGGGUACGGCCACGUGAGGAUCGUGGACCUGUGGCACGGCACCCGGCAGGAGCACGUGGAGAGCAUACUAGAGAACAACUACGACGUGGCCCGGCAUGGACAGGGCGUGGGCCACCGCUUCGGUGCGGGGGUGUCAUUCUCGGCCCUGUCGGGCUACGCGUCGCACUACUGCGACGACCACCCCAUCGAUUACAUGCUCCUGAAUAAAGUACUCAUAUCCAACAUCGUGGAGGUGCAGGAGAAUUUCGGCGGCAGCCCCGUGCUUCUGGAGCCGCCGAUCAUCCCUGGGAGUUCGCCACCGAUUCGAUACGACACCACGGCCAAGAACGCUCAGCGCAUGGACGUGAUCGUCAAGUUUGACAAUGACACGUUCUUGCCGACCCACGUGGUCCGGUUCACGCGCGUGCACGGCGCGUACUACUCGGACGACUCUGAGUAGCUGAGCUGCCUGCAGACAGGUUCCGAGACUCGUUUCGUCGCUCUGUCUCUCUCGCACCCACGUCGAACGCCUCAUGAGUGCGAGAGAGACGGAGCGAUGACAGCGGCUCUCGGAAUCACUCUUCAGGACGCGAAGAAGAAAGGAACAACAUCCCAAGACCGCGCUGACGGCUCUCCUGGUUCCGUCACUGCAGACAAACACAUCCCCAUUAUUUUUGUUAUUACUUGACCCUCAUCUUUAUGCGACCGGGUGUCUACUAAUAAAUUUCAAGUGAUGUAUUUUGGUGUUUGAUUCAAAACCAGAUACUUUUUUCCGUCUUCAAUAGAGGAAUCCUUUUCACCCCC